GAUUGUUUUGAAUCUGCUGUCAAAACUUUAAUAAAAUUGUUGGUUAGCACAAUCUGUAGGGCGGUGUAAAAUAUCAAAAUAAGGAAUGAAAUAAUUUAGCAACAUACUAUUCGUGCCUAACGUUAAAUUCUUCUGAUAUUGGCUGAUAAAAUGGGUGAUAAUUCAGAGAUAAAAAAACUACAAAAUCAUCUAGCACUACUGAAAGAUGAGUAUUCGAAGCUCCAGAAGAAGUACAACGAAGUGGAAAUCAAAUAUAAUGCCAUGGCUGCCAGUAGUGGAAAUAGUACCGAAGAUACCUUUGCAUUCCGACUGUUGAACCAUGUCAGCCACUUGUAUGGUUCACCGUUAUACAGUGAUAUUAAAAUUAAACUUUAUGACAAGGACAUUAACGCUCAUAAAUUGGUAUUGAGCGCAAGGUCAGAUUUAUGGAACGAAUCUGUACUUUCCAACAAGGAGGAAUUAGAUUGGUCUGAUAUCGAUACUGAUGUCGGUACAGCCAUCGUUAAAUGGAUAUACACGAGCUGUCUUGAAGUCGAUAAUGUUGAAUUCACCCUGAAUGUCCUCAAGAAAGCUCAUGAAUUGAAAUUGAAUCAGUUGGUUGAAUCAUGCGAACAAUAUCUGAUAUCCAAUGUGAAUAUUAGGAACUGCGUAAAAUUAUACACAGUUGCAGAAAUGUUGAAUGCAGAGAGGUUACUGAAUUACUGCUCCGGUUUGUUAUCUACGCAUUGGAAUGACUUGAACGCCUCUGAUUUCGAAGAUAUGUCUGGUCCGUUACUGUAUAAAAUGUUGAAGAGUAAAACGACCUAUCCCUUGCAUGCUGCUAUCAAGUUAGAUCGGGAGGAUGUGGUGUUUUUGUGCUUGGUGGAGAAUUCAGCUAAGCUGAAGGAGGUGGUUAACGCUUGGAGUGACGAGGAGGAGUUACCACUCGAGCUGGCCCUCAGGUCAAAAAACGAGAGCUUGGCCAACAGCCUCAUACAACACAACAGCGACGUCAACAUCAGGGACAAAGAUGGCGAAGCUUUGCUACACAGGGCAAUCAGGAGGAAAGAUACACAUUCCAUCCUCUUCCUGUUGGACAACAAAGCUGAUACAACUCUAACCACUCCCAAGGGUAAAGAAACGCCCCUCCAUCUAUUAGCCAGUUCUGGAGGCUUAGAUCAGGCAGAUGUUAUAGCCGAGAAGAUGCUAAGGUCAGGAGUCAGCAUCAACGCCCAAAACUCGCAGGGACUAUCAGCCCUCCACAUCACCAUCCAGAGCGACAACAAGCAAUUGUUCAAGAUUCUCUUGGAACAGUCCGGAGUGAAUCUCAACCUGAAAACGCAAGACGAUCACUCCCCUCUCUAUUACGCGCUGUUGCGUUACGAGGAAGACCACGACCAGCCCCAGGACACCUACGCCAACCUCUUGGUCGAGAGGAACGUGGUGACGGAUUCUUCGUACCCAAAACGCAACAACGAGAGCCUGCUCCAGGUGGUAACAUCGAUGGGCCUUCAGGAAUCCUCCAUGUUCCUCACCGCGCACGUGGCCAACGUCGACCACGUUAACCAAGACGGGGGGUCGGCGUUGCAUACCGCAUGCGCCCGGAACUUGGGGGCGUUGACCAUGAGGCUGUUGGAGAGGGGGGCGAAUCCUAACCUGCAAACUUACGACGCCAGAGAGGCGCCUUUGCACUUGUGCGUUUCGAACAAGUCCCUGGAUUGCAUAGAGGCGUUCAUCAAGUUUAACGAGAACGUCAGGAAUGGGGUGUAUAAGGAUGAUGAAGUUGAGAAGUGUCUUGUGGAUUUCGACGUCAGGGACGCCGAAGGGGAUACUCCCAUCAUGGUGGCUGUGAACAAGGGUCACGGUUAUAACGAGGUGGUGCUCUUGUUGAUCAAGGGUAAGGCCGAUGUUAACAUCAGGAAUAACAAUGAUUUUACGCUGUUGCACCAGGCGAUAAUGAAGGAGGAUGUCAAGACGUCACUGUUCUUGUUGGAGAAUGGCGCUGAUGUCAAUGCAGAAACUCCAGAUUCCGAGUCCCCCCUUCAGUUGGCCAUCCACUGUCGAUUGGGCGAAGUCGUGGACGCCUUGUGUAGCAGAGGCGUCGACAUGUCAGCCAGAGACAAAUCGGGCAACUGCCCCUUGUGGGCCGCUCUGGAAACCGAACAGUUCGACAUAGCCAGUAUAUUGGUGAGACACGGGGUAGAUACUGAUUGCUGGAGUGAAGGGCCGGAUAAAUGCCAGCAGACCCUUCUGCAUCAGGCCAUUGACGAGAACAAAGAAGGCGCCGCCAUAUUCCUCAUCCAAGCUGGGUGUGAUAUAGACUGCCACAGGUUACCAGGUCCUAACGGAGAGGGUGGGGAGGAGGCCAGGGACAAGGCUUCGCCGUUACACUUGUGUUGCCAGUGGGGUUUAGACACAGUUGUAAGGACUCUAAUAGAGCAUCGAGCCAACGUGAACAACAGGGAUGCGGAGAACAAAACCCCCCUCCAUAUAGCCAUAGAAAACAAGCAAGACGACAUAAUCUCGUUAUUGCUGGCGGUACCUGAAAUCGAUCUGAGUCUGCGCGACAAAAACGGUUUGAGCCCCUUCGCGACCGCUUUGACCUUCAGGAAUAACAAGGCAGCUCAGGUUAUACUCGGUAAAAUGCCUAACGCAGCCGAACAGUUCGACAGUAAAGGACAGAACUUCCUACACGUGGCGAUCAAGAAGAAGGACAUCGAGAGCGUUCUGUUCCUGUUGACGGUCAACGUUGACGUUAAUUCUAGGGUGCAGGACGCCAUGUUGACCCCGCCCCUUCAUCUGGCUGCGCAACACGGGGAUGAGACCAUGGUGAGGAGUUUGAUACUGGCCGGUGCUAGGGUGGAUGACAGGAAUACACAGAAGAGAACAGCUCUUCACGUUGCAGCCGAAGAAGGAAAUGCGCCAGUUGUGUCCGCUCUGCUUCAGAAUAAUGCGGAUUGUGACGCUGUCGAUUGCGAGAGUGACAAUGCCCUACACAUAGCAGUGCGCUCGGGUAAUUUAGCUGUGGUUAAGGUGUUAUUAACCGAAUCGACCAUAGACGCUGGUGCCUUCAAUUUGAAAGGGAGGAAUCCCUUACAUGAACUUUGCAAGUAUGGUAAAGAAAAUGCAGCUGCAAUAUGUGAUUUCUUCCUUGAAUGUAUGCCGGAUUAUCAAGUUGACAAACCUGACAUAAAUGGAAAUUCUCCUUUGCUGCUUGCGUACAUGAAAGGAAACGCAAAUUUGUGCCGCAGUCUCGUGAAGGCAAACGUGUGUUUAGGCACCGAGAAUAACGAAAAGAUAUCGAUUUUCAAUUACCAGGUUCCCAGCAAGCAUCUAUUGAAUCGUUUGCUGGAUCAGUUGUCUCAGCCUCCCAAAUGGACUCACACAGAUUUAUGCCAAGAAUGUGGCAAGGGUUUCUCGAUAACAGCCAGAAAACAUCAUUGUAGACAUUGCGGUCGAGCUCUUUGUAGUAGAUGCUCCGAUCAAGAAGUUCCCAUCUUGAAAUUCGGGGAAAAUAAGCCUGUUAAAGUCUGCAAUAUUUGUUUUGAUGUGCUCAAAGGUGGAAUCAACUGAAGGUUGGCAAGAUACCCAGAAACAUACCAAAAAAGAGUUUGUUUUGGUUUAGAUUGAUCAUUUUGGGAUUAUUACUAUUGGAUUGAGAAUGGUGAUCUUCUAAACUUGUGAUAUAUCUACUUCUCUUAAAAAAAAUUCAGAUUUAUUCUUCGUUGCUUAAAACUUUGAUAUAUCUAAACUUUCUUCAUUCUUCGUGCAUGUAUGAUAUAGUAUGCAAGACUUUUGAUAUUAUGCUUGAUAAACAAAUAUUUUAUGUUGAUGUUCAAAUCAAGAUUUCCUUUAUAUUUCUAAUGAUAUUUUACAAGAAUUAAAUCUUUUUAAUAUACCAA
Molecule: messenger RNA, 3881 nt
Organism: Coccinella septempunctata (seven-spotted ladybird)
Lineage: Eukaryota; Metazoa; Arthropoda; Insecta; Coleoptera; Coccinellidae
Product: rabankyrin-5
Exons: 13
Coding region: 151-3552 (1133 amino acids)
Molecular function (GO): protein binding; metal ion binding
Source: RefSeq, a predicted model, not a curated record